Messenger RNA from Suricata suricatta (meerkat), 3377 nucleotides. RefSeq names its product Ral GEF with PH domain and SH3 binding motif 2 (gene RALGPS2). Gene Ontology annotation, biological process: positive regulation of GTPase activity; Ras protein signal transduction. Lineage: Eukaryota; Metazoa; Chordata; Mammalia; Carnivora; Herpestidae. The transcript has 22 exons. The record is from RefSeq and is a predicted model, not a curated record. The coding region runs from base 249 to 2138 and encodes 629 amino acids. Gene Ontology annotation, cellular component: plasma membrane. Gene Ontology annotation, molecular function: guanyl-nucleotide exchange factor activity.
CCAUUGUAGAUGAGGAAGCACAUCAGUAGUAAGCAAGCAGUCACCAGUCCUAAGUUGUAGCUGUUGCUAUAGUCCAGCGCUCCAUCUCCAGAGGGCAGAGCUUGGGGAAAGCAUUAUCAUCUAGUGUUACAGACAUCUCCUGGCUUGCUACUGUGGAAGGAAUAAUAAUGUAUUUGUGGCCUUGGACAUGAAGCAGUCAGUCUUCUGUUACUGUUAACAUAACGUCAAGGACUGAUGUUGUGGGAAGCAUGGACCUAAUGAACGGGCAGGCAAGCAGUGUUAAUAUUGCUGCUACUGCUUCUGAGAAAAGUAGCAGUUCCGAAUCAUUAAGUGACAAAGGUUCUGAACUGAAGAAAAGCUUUGAUGCUGUGGUAUUUGAUGUUCUUAAGGUUACGCCAGAAGAAUAUGCGGGUCAGAUAACGCUAAUGGAUGUUCCAGUAUUUAAAGCCAUUCAACCAGAUGAGCUUUCAAGUUGUGGAUGGAAUAAAAAAGAAAAAUAUAGUUCUGCACCAAAUGCUGUUGCCUUCACAAGGAGAUUUAAUCAUGUAAGCUUUUGGGUUGUUAGAGAAAUUCUUCAUGCUCAGACGUUAAAAAUCAGAGCAGAAGUUUUGAGCCACUAUAUUAAAACUGCUAAGAAACUGUAUGAGCUGAAUAAUCUUCAUGCACUUAUGGCAGUAGUUUCUGGCUUACAGAGUGCUCCAAUCUUCAGGUUGACGAAAACAUGGGCAUUACUAAGUCGAAAAGACAAAACUACCUUUGAAAAAUUAGAAUAUGUAAUGAGUAAAGAAGAUAAUUACAAAAGGCUAAGAGACUAUAUAAGUAGCUUAAAGAUGACGCCUUGCAUUCCCUAUUUAGGUAUCUAUUUGUCAGAUUUAACAUACAUUGAUUCAGCAUACCCAUCAACUGGCAGCAUUUUAGAAAAUGAGCAGAGAUCAAAUUUGAUGAAUAACAUCCUUCGAAUAAUUUCUGAUUUGCAGCAGUCCUGCGAAUAUGAUAUUCCCAUGUUGCCUCAUGUCCAAAAAUAUCUGAACUCUGUUCAGUAUAUAGAAGAACUACAGAAGUUUGUGGAAGAUGAUAAUUACAAGCUUUCAUUAAAGAUAGAACCAGGGACAAGCACACCACGUUCUGCUGCUUCCAGAGAAGAUUUAGUAGGUCCUGAAGUAGGAGCAUCCCCACAAAGUGGAAGAAAGAGCGUGGCAGCGGAAGGGGCCUUGCUCCCACAGACGCCUCCAUCCCCUCGGAACCUGAUUCCCCAUGGACAUAGGAAGUGCCACAGCUUGGGUUAUAAUUUCAUUCAUAAAAUGAACACAGCAGAGUUUAAGAGUGCAACGUUCCCAAAUGCAGGGCCAAGACAUCUAUUAGAUGACAGCGUCAUGGAGCCCCACGCCCCAUCUCGAGGCCAAGCCGAAAGUUCAACUCUUUCUAGUGGAAUAUCAAUAGGUAGCAGUGAUGGUUCUGAACUAAGUGAAGAAACCUCAUGGCCUGCUUUUGAGAGGAACAGAUUAUACCAUUCUCUCGGCCCGGUGACACGAGUGGCACGAAAUGGCUGUCGCAGCCACGUGAAGGCCAGCAGUUCUGCAGAAUCAGAAGAUUUGGCAGUACAUUUAUAUCCAGGAGCUGUUACUAUUCAAGGUGUUCUCAGAAGAAAAACUUUGUUAAAAGAAGGCAAAAAACCCACAGUAGCAUCAUGGACCAAGUAUUGGGCAGCUUUGUGUGGGACACAACUUUUUUACUAUGCUGCCAAAUCUCUCAAAGCUACAGAAAGAAAACAUUUCAAAUCAACAUCAAAUAAGAACGUGUCGGUGGUAGGAUGGAUGGUGAUGAUGGCUGAUGACCCUGAACACCCAGAUCUCUUCUUGCUGACUGACUCUGAGAAAGCCGGCGAGGAGCACCUCCAAGGGAGCCAGACCGCAAGUUCUUGCGCACCUGCCGGGAGAUCUUGCCCUGCAGCAGCCCGCCACUGGAAUCCUCCUUACUGGCUGUGCAAUUCCGUUCUGAUGUCUGCUUUUUCCGAAUGCAAUUCCUACAAGUUUCAAGCUGGCAACAGAAUGAACGCGAUGCUGUGGUUCAAGCACUUGAGUGCAGCCUGCCAGAGCGACAGACAGCAGGUUCCUACAAACUUGAUGACUUUUGAGUAAAAGCCUAAGAAAGAAGUGAGGUGAACUGUUGCCCCUGAGUAAGAGCGAGGAGCUGAGGCGGCGCCAGCUACACCCAGUUCUGUGCCGGGAGGGGCCCCGGAGGCUCCGUCUCAGCCUCGGGGCUUCCGAACCAGAAAAGCAGUACUUUCAGGGAAGGAAGUGAGAUAUUCCCAGAGAACAAAUUGGAGUUUCACAACAAACUGCCAUGGACCACGCUUCUUUUCUCCGAACUGACCUGCAGAAACCACUGCCUUAAAAGAAUGAAAGGAAAACCACCAGGAAACACCAAAUAGUGCGUGCGACUCUUCCGGCGGUGCUGUGCUUGGGGCAGAUCGUAGCUGACUUGCGUUUCUUUUAACUUUGUACUAAUUUUGGAGGGGGGAAUCGCCUUUUUUAGAAAUUUCACAAAGGAGGAACAUAUUUCUUAUGGGUUCUGUGAGGGGCUGGUUUUGAACUGAGGUGUGAAGACACCCCGCCUGAGGAGGAGGAUGCUGCCAGCAGCCUCCUUCCUGCAGGGGCGCUUUGGCUUCCAGUGAUCUGCAGCCUCACUGCUUUCCCACAGCAAGAGUUUAGGAAUUAGACAUGUUCACAAUGUGAGUUGUUAGGGUUUGUUUGGGAUUGGGGGUGGGGUUUGCUUUGAAUGAGGGGAUUUUUUUUUUAACACUAAAGUUCUGAAAUUUAGUACUGUAUGGGGAACCUCAUUUCCUGCAGGAGGCAUAAAGGCUGCGUGUUCCUAUUCCAGACACUCUCAAGUGGGCUCCAGAAAACAUGGUUGUUUUUAACUGGGUUUAAAGUUCAGCCUUCUGUUUGAAUUCAUUGUUGGACCACAGGUCUGCUUAGGAAAAAACCAUAAUCCCAACCUAAACUUUUCUGAGAUUUUACCAUAAUUACAUUUUUUUCAAGUUAAUUGAAUUAUCCCUUCUACCAAUCACUGGUGAUUUUUAUCACCAAGGUGAUGUAUUGCUGUUUCAUCGAAUAUUUUCUUUUACAGGGUAUAAUGUAUACAAUGCCAGUUAUUUUUUUUAUUAUUCAUUUUCACUAUUUUUGUUAAAUAGGAGAUUCAGGAUCACAUUUGUUUAUAAGAGCUUUCACAUGUGUAUGCGUGUAUGUAUUUUAUUAUAAGGCAUACGAAAUAAUAAGGGAAAAAGGGGAAAGACUGAGAUUCUGGGAAUCUUAAGUGUCAAAACUUUCCUUCUCCUAUAACUUUCCUUUAUUACAAAACGCUUUUCUGAAAACUUA